Molecule: messenger RNA, 8642 nt
Organism: Danio aesculapii
Lineage: Eukaryota; Metazoa; Chordata; Actinopteri; Cypriniformes; Danionidae
Gene: setd1a
Product: SET domain containing 1A, histone lysine methyltransferase
Exons: 21
Coding region: 196-6945 (2249 amino acids)
Cellular component (GO): Set1C/COMPASS complex
Molecular function (GO): protein binding; RNA binding; histone H3K4 methyltransferase activity
Source: RefSeq, a predicted model, not a curated record
AUUCCGCAUCGAUAUUGCACCGGAAUGCAAGCGACACCGUUUUAGUGCAGAUUUAAGGCGCCUGUGUCAAAACGGAGCUAGAUUUUUAAGUCAGGAUUGUCUGUUUUCCCCGUCCGACACAGGCCUAGCUGUAGCAAGCUAGCGGCAGGCGAAGCGGGCAAACCUCCUUCAGACCCGCGCUCCGAUCUUGAUAGCAUGGAUCCGGACAAUGGGGCGGACACUCAGCGAACUCUUAGUCUGCAAUGGAAGAGCUAUAAGCUAGUACAAGACCCUGCCCUCCGGCGGGUUACUCAGAAGAUCUACAGAUAUGAUGGGAUUCACUUUAGUGUUCCGGAUUCAGGAUUUCCACCUGUGGGGGACUUGCGUGAUCCAAGACCCCGCAGAAUCUGGUCUAGACACACAGAGCUGUCACUGCCAGUGCCCAAAUUUAAGUUGGACGAGUAUUACGUAGGCCCUAUACCUCUUAAAGAAGUGACGUUCGCAAGACUGAAUGAUAACAUAAAGGAGCCGUUCCUGGCAGAGAUGUGCGCCAAGUUUGGUGAGGUUGAGGAAAUGGAGAUUCUGUUUCAUCCCAAGACACGGAAGCACUUGGGCUUGGCCCGCGUCCUCUUCACCAACACUAGAGGGGCCAAAGACACAGUUAAACACCUGCACAACACUUCUGUCAUGGGAAACAUUGUCCAUGUCCAGCUGGAUAUCAAAGGCCAACAGAGGAUGAAGUAUUAUGAUUUGAUAGUAAGCGGCUCAUACACCCCUCAAACAGUGCCGACCGGAGGCAAAGCUCUCACAGAGAAAUUUCAGCCCCCUGUUCCAACACAACCAGAUACGUCAUCUGAUAUUCGGCGGAGGCUCUCCACAGACCAGAUGGCAGCUCCUGCUGCUGCCACUCUGAACUCUGGCAGUACCACCCCCUGUUCUGCGGACACUGGGUUUGGAGAUCAGCGCCUUGACACCCCUCCAUCUUCAAUGGGGGGACCCUAUACACCGGGCUCCUCUGCAUCUUCACAGGGUGGGGGCACCCCAUAUACUCCUCGCUCUGGAACCCCUUUCUCCCAGGACUCGGGCUACACUGUUGCCAGGCAUGGUGGCUAUAGCAGCACUCAGAGUUUCCCCCAGCAGGAUAUGCUUCCAUCUUCCUCCUGCUCCUCCUCAGCGGUCUCGUCGUCAUCAGGGUUUAAGCCCCCUCGCUUUCAUGAUGACCUACAUGCUCCACCUCCACAAGAUGUGUUCCAAAGGGGUCGGCCUGGAUUUCCUCCAUCUGCACCUUUCAGACCUAAUGAACCUCCCUAUCCGUAUCCCAGUGCUGGAGGUUCAGGGAUGCACAUGCCCUUACACCCACCCAUACCACCUCAAUUUGAGCAACCCCCACUGUCUGACAGGGAGAGAGACAGAGACAGAGAAAGGGGACAUCGGGAUCGGGAGAGAGACUCUGGAGGAGGGCGCUAUGGAGGUGGAAUAAGUUCCAGACGCUCCUCCUACCCCUAUCAACAAGAAACAAACUCCUCUUCCACUUCCAAAUCCUACCAUGCACACCACUCGCAUCAUGCUGACCGGCGGGAGGACAGGGACGGCAGGGGCUACAGGCGGGACAGUUCAGGCUCCCGUUCAGGAGAUCACAGUAGGCAUCGGAACCACCAUCACUCCCACAACCACCACAGUGGCGGAGGAGGGUCGAGUCGACGGAGGAGCAGCAGGGACCGGGAGUGGGAGCGAGACAGAGAUGGAGAAUUCAACCCGUCUGAUCCACGUUAUGGGGGCCACUCGAACUCUAGCCACCACUCAUCCAAUAGUCUCUCCCCUCCCUCUGCUACCUCCUCAUUUGGAGGAUUCUCCUCAUCUAAAGACUUGUCCCCCUACGACACACCCUCCUCCUCUCGGCUGGAGCCCUCGUCGGCUUUCCGUCCCCAGCAGGGUGCAGGUGAGAGGGCUUUUGGGAUGGGAGGAAGCAUGGACAAUGACUAUCGUGGUCAUUCACACCACACACCCCUGGCACCUCCACCGCCUCCACCUCCCCUUCCGCCAGCCUCUGUCAUUGCAGCUGCCGUGGCCGAGACACUCAGCUCGCUUGAUUUCGGUCAGGACAGUCCCAUCAGAGAAGAACAAUGGACCAAACCCAAACGCCAUCCCAGCACCCCACCCCUUCCACCUCGGACACCUCCAACCUCCUCGCCUCCCCACGCCUCCAUCCCAUCAUCAUCUACCUCCCCGUCCUCAACCUCCCUGCCUCACCAUCUUCCUUCUUCUACGGCAUCCCUCUCUCCACCUCCUCCACAGCGUGACUCUUCUCCGGAGCCUGACUCCACCAAUGAGAGCCUGCCGUUCAUGCACCACAGCAGCAGCUUGGACUCACGUAUUGAGAUGUUGCUGAAGGAACAAAAGGCCAAGUUUUCCUUCCUUGCCUCAGAUGAUGAGGAUGAUGAGAAGGAUGAGGUCAGAGAGAGAGGAAAAUCAGAUGAGAACAAAGAUGGAGGAAACAAACUGAGAGAGGGUGGUGGAGAAAGGCCCAGUCACAAGAGACAAGGAGAGAUGGAGGCAGGUCAACAGAGGAGGAGAGGAGAGAAAGAUGGACGGCGCAACAGGGGCAAAAGGCAAAUUAGUAGUGUAGGGGAAGGAAGGAAAACGCCGCCAGAGGUGGCGUCCUCCACUCCCACUGUACACAGUUUAGUGUCAGAGUCUCUUCAGGGCCAAAUACCUCCACCUCAGGAAGAGCACACAACCUCUGACACACACAGGGCUCCACACACACCACCCACCUACAAUGGUGAAGCACAGCCGUCUCCUCGCUCGUCUGGCGAAGAUAUGGAAAUAUCUGACGAAGAUGACAACACCAUCACCACAGCAACAUCCCAUCCUGCAGCCUCUUCAUCCUCUUCACCAGCAACCUCCUCACAGUCUGCCCUCCCGUCCCAAACCACAGAUCCCUCUGCAAGCCCUGCCCCUGACACCAGCCAGCACUUCAGCGCCACAAUGCCACCUCCACCCAUCCCAUCUUACCCUCCUCACCUCCCUCCUCCACCCCUUCCCGGCUUCUCCCUGCAGCCUCCUCCGCCCCCUGGCAUACCUCCUCCACUACCACACAUGGAGCUGCACCCAGAGUACCCUCCUCCGCUGCCCCACCACAUGUACGAUUACGCCAGCUCCAUGGAGCUUAUGAGCCAGUACUGUGGGGGAGCGCCCAUGUCAUUCCAGAUGCAGACACACAUGCUCAGUCGUCUCCACCAGAUGCGUAUGGCCUCCUCCAACAGCACAGCAGCACCACCUGCAGAAGUCCCACCUGCUUCUGAAUAUCCUCCCUCAUAUCACCUCCAUUCAAUACCCCCUCCGCAUGCACCUCCACACCACCCUCACCACCCAUACAUGGACCAAGAUGGGAAUGUUGCUAGCCAUUAUGAUCAGGACCACCGCUACAUCCCUCCUCCUUUACCGUAUGCAUACCCAGACCCUCAUGCAGCGCAGCUUCCACACCAUCACGCCAUCCCGCCUCCACACACCCCCUGGCCUCCUCACCUACUGCCCCAGCAAUUUCCUUCCCACUAUCCUCCUCCUGGCUUUGGCGCAGUGCCCGGCGUGGAUGGAGAACUGUAUGGAGCGGCAGGCGACCAGAUAGCCAUAAUGGGCCACAACCCCUGUGAGGCUGUAGUGCAGCAGGUUCUGGCAGCUUUGAUCGAGGAGAUGAAGAACAUCAUGCAGAGGGACCUGAACCGCAAGAUGGUGGAGAAUGUCGCUUUUGGUACCUUUGAUGAGUGGUGGGACCGCAAGGAGCGGAAAGCUAAGCCAUUCCAGACAGCCAUGCGAGGAGUUGCGGUGGUGCGUGAGGAGGAGAAGAAGGAGGAGAAGACAACGACGACAAGUAAUAGACCUCGAGAGCCGCUCAUGUCUCUGGUAGACUGGGCCAAGAGCGGAGGCAUGGAGGGGUUCUCCCUGCGGGGGGCAUUACGCUUGCCUUCUUUCAAGGUGAAGAGGAAGGAGCCUCAGGAGCUUGUGGAGGGUGAUGAGCUGAAGAGAGCCAGACCUUCUACUCCACCAGAUGAAGAAGAUGAGGACUCUUAUCAGGGUAAAUCAGCCGACGCUGCUGCUGGAAGAACAGAGGAGCGGCGUGUGGCAGACAGAGGAGCAGCCAGGAGGAGGAGCAGAGCCAAGGCACGCAAGCCAUACGACCUGGACAGCGAAGGAGAAGAGACAUCAGAUGGGUCCUCCUCUGAGAAGGAGGAUGAAGACAGUGACAAAGUGGAUGAGUCAGAAGAUGAAGCCCUUAGUGCAGACAGUGAUGACGAGAGUGUUUCUUCCUCCUCUUCUGAGAGCUCAUCAUCCUCCUCAGCAUCGUCCUCUUCUUCCGAUGAGGAGGAUGAAGAGGAAGGUGAGCAGGCUGCAGAGAGCGAGUCAUUGGACACAAUGGAUGAGUCUACGAUGGACAGUGUGGCAGCGGUAGACACAGAAAAGAAUGAAAGGGACAAAGUAAGUUUAGACCAAUCAUCAGUGACCACUCCAGAGGACAAACAAGAAGAAGAGAAAUCAGUUACACCUGUGCCUCCAUCUUCUCCGUACCCUCGUCCUUCUUCACCCAUUCUCCUCCUUCCCCCACUGAAGAAGCGGCGCAAGACCGUUUCUUUCUCAAUGGAAGAAAGCGAGGUCAAGCCUUCUGUUCAGUCAUCUUCUGCUUCUUCUCCAUCUCCCUCUCCGGUUUCACAAGCUUCAGACGUUCCUCCAUCCGUGUCUCCUGUAAGCACACCCACACCAGCAGCUCCUUCUGCCACCUCCAAGCCCGUCCCGAUGCUCCUUCCGUUUGCCUCUCGUCCCAGUGAAAGCAGUGCCCUGACCUCCCCUGCUUCCCCUUCAGCCAUUCUUACCGUCCCUCCACCUGUUCGUUCCCUGCAGCCUGAUGAGCCCAAAAAGAGUCCAGGUCCCCCUCCAUCCCCACAAACUCCCCCUGUCAAAAACUCCUCCAAACGUGGCAAAGACUCCCCCCGAACACCUCCUGCGCCUGUCUGCCUCACGGUCCAAAAUCUCCCUCUCGACCAUGCCUCCUUGGUCAAAAUGGCAUACGAGGAUCCCGUCCCAUUGCCAACAACACAAAAGGGCCGUGCACGUGGUCGCCCUCGAACACUCAGCCAGUCGGCUUCAGCUUCUCAUCUUCAUCCUGCUCUGGAGGAAGAGGAGGAUGAAGAGGAGCUGGAGCAGCGGUUGAAACUCAGGGAACAGCUGGGAGUGUCCAGCCUGCUGCAGCUUGCCUCUGCCCCCAAGCCUGACCUCUCUGUUCUGGCCGAUGUAGCGCUCAAGAUGGACCCAGAGGCUGAUAUCGACUCAGAAGAAACUGAGACCUCCGACGAGGCAGAGGAGCACAAGCUGGAGGAAGAAGAGGGAGACUUCUUUGCCCCGCACCCACGCCAACCACUCCUGGAUCCAGAGGGUCUAUUCGUCAUGCAGGAGCACAACUAUUCUAAAACUCCUGCGCCUUCACACAUUACGCCUCCACAGAAGAGGACGAAACAAGACCCCACCGUCCUGCUUCCUGCUGAUCUCAAUCAGCACGGGGUUCAAGAAGCUCCUGAAGAAGUCAUCGGAGAAGCUCUUGCUGCCAGGGCAGAGGCUCCGGAGCUAUACGGGGAUCUGGACCUGCUGUGUGAUGGAAGGGAGACAGCGGAAACCCAGACCAAGACCCUCAGCUCACCAUACAAGAGGACUGGCUCGAUCAGCAAAGAGGUGGAAAUGGAGGAGAGGGGGAAAGGUAAAAACAAGAAGAGAAGUAGGAAGGACAAAGAGAAUGAGGAACUACAGACCUCAAAGAAACAGAAAGAAAAGCAGGUCAAGAAACAGAAGAAACGGAAGUUAGAGGAAUUUGAAGAAGAUGUGGAUGUGGAGCAGUUGGAGUCUGGUGAGCUUUCCAGCUCCACCUCUGACUCAGGAGACUCUGACUUUGGUCUGGAGCGAUCGCUGGAGUUUGAAAAAGAAGAGGUUAGAAAAAGCGAACGCCUUUUCCUACAAGAAGCUGGCUUGACUCCCUCGACCCAGCGGCGACCCAAACACAUGCCUGAAUCUCUACCCAUACCCUGUCCCUCAUACAAGAACCGGAGUGAGUUUGAGCAGAUGACCAUCCUGUAUGACAUCUGGAACUCUGGCCUGGACCAGGAAGAUAUGAGACUCCUGAAGAGCACCUAUGAGAAACUGCUGCAGGAUGACCAUGGCACAGACUGGCUCAAUGACACACACUGGGUCCCUCAUACUAUCACCAACAUCCCGAACCCCCGGCGGAAAAAGAAGACAGCAGAUGGGCAGCUUAGAGAGCACGUCACCGGCUGUGCUCGUAGUGAAGGCUACUAUGCCAUCAGCCGCAAGGAGAAGGACGUCUAUCUUGAGCUUGACCAGCCAGUGACAUUGCGGGAAAUUGGGGACUACGAUACUGCAGGCUCAAAUCGUGUGCUGUCUGAAAGGCGCUCAGAGCAGCGACGUCUCCUCAGCGCUAUCGGCACUCCAGCAGUGAUGGACUCAGACCUGUUGAAACUGAACCAGCUCAAGUUCCGCAAGAAGAAGUUGAGGUUUGGCCGCAGCCGAAUCCAUGAAUGGGGCUUGUUUGCUAUGGAACCCAUCGCUGCAGACGAGAUGGUCAUUGAAUAUGUGGGACAGAGCAUCAGACAGAUGGUGGCUGAUAAUCGGGAGAAGCGAUAUGCCCAGGAAGGCAUCGGGAGCAGUUACCUAUUCCGUGUCGACCAUGACACUAUCAUUGAUGCCACAAAGUGUGGUAACUUGGCUCGGUUUAUUAACCACUGCUGCACACCCAACUGCUACGCCAAAGUGAUCACCAUCGAGUCCCAGAAGAAGAUCGUGAUAUACUCCAAGCAACCUAUUGGUGUAAACGAGGAGAUCACAUACGAUUACAAGUUCCCCAUCGAAGAGAACAAAAUCCCAUGUCUAUGUGGCACGGAGAGCUGCAGAGGAACCCUCAACUAAAGGUGUCCUACUCCUGAUACAUGACUCGCCAAUCAACUGUCCUGGCCCACAAGCUACUUUUCUCAGAGCGCACAAUAAUGUAGGUAGUGUGUGUAACAGGGCUUCUAUACAGACACUGAUGUUUAGCCCGAGUCAAUGGGAUCUCAGCACUGCCGCAACACCUCGACUCCCACCUACAGUUUUGUUUUUUAUUUGUCCUCCAGACCAGGCCCUUAUCUGAUUUUGCUCCACCUGUUGCAGCUGUGUGUUGUUUUUGCCACGCUCUAUGCUUUGAACUGCAGCUGUCUACCAACCAAACACACACGCACACAUAUUCUUCUCAUUUGUGCACAACAACCACCUUAAAGUGCUGGGCCUUGUUUCAAGGGCGAUUUUAAAGACCUGCUUAACAACAUGAAUUUAACAUCAUAUUGCAGCAUCCCUGUUGAGAGAGAGAGUAGUCAUUUUACUUUAUUAUUAUUUAUUAUCCUCGUUCAGAUGCCUUCGUUUAGGUCAGAUUUGUCCCUGUCGUGUCAUCAUUAGAUCUGCUUCAAAGCACCUCUGUAUAUUUUUUGCAAUAUGGAGCUGUUUUGGCACAUCUUCAAAACUUCUUCACAGCUGAACUGAUAUUAUUGAUAAAAUUCCCCCCUUCCAGUAUGAUGUGCUGGUGGUCUACACCUUAUAUGGUACAGUAUUGUAAGUUGUUGCGUUGUACAUUACUGUUUUAUUUGUACAUUCUUCAUAAAUUAGGUGUUACAAUGCCAGUACACUGUAACGCAAAGUUAUCACAGAGGUUAUUUAGAACCUACUAUUAUUUUUAACCCACCCCUUGCGUUAUGCGAUACCCGUUUCAUCAAUAGUUUUUAGCAAUUUAAGAAGAGCAAGGGCAGUUGAGGCCAUCGUUUUGAGUGCGCUGAAAUAUAUGCACAUUGAUAUUUUAGCAUAAGAUUGGAAUUAUUCAUCGGGUUUUCUUUUGCCAUUGAUGUUUUUAUGGACCGCUGAGGAGUUGUGGAGCAAUUGAGCAUUUGUUUUAAGAUGAAGCCUCGACUUGGGAACUAAUAUCUCCCUUUCAUACAAUGUAUUUCCACCUAAGUUAGAAGAAAUAUGUAGGACACACAAAUAUUGUGCCUAUUUUAAAAUGGAUGUCCCAGAUCUCCUGAGAGAUGUGCAUGUGUGAAGAUUCGCUAGAACGGGUGGUCGUGUCUGUUCCUUCUUUUCUGUCCUUUUGUAUUACUGACUCUCUCUCUUUCUUUCUCUCCUUCUCUCUGCCAUAUUUUGACAUUUUGACAUGACAUUACAUUUUUGCUCCGUUUUUUUCCCCUUUUAUCCGAGGGCCUUGCCAGCAUUCUGUUCCUUUGCGAGGAAGAGCUGUAAAAUAUGUAGAUUUAUUGCAGUCUUUCAGUAAAAACUGAUCCACAAAAGUGUAACCGUAAAAAAAAAACCCUGAAAAGGACAAAAAAGUUCAAAAGAAUUACAUGUAAAUAUUGUAGAGGUGUUUGUUUCUCGUAGAAACACACUGGUUCUAGUCUGUAAAUAUGUUCAUCCUUUUCCUACUUCCCAUUGCAAGAAAAUAAUUGUACAUACCUAUCAUUCAGUUAUUUGUUUUUGUUGUUUUUUUUCUUUUGAUUUAAAGUUUUAAUAUUAUUUGCAAUAUUUCUCUUGUAUUAAUGCGUUGGACCCUUUAUUAAUGGUGCAUUAAAAUAUUUUUUACAAAAUAA